This is a messenger RNA of Diabrotica balteata, 2088 nucleotides long. The record is from the annotation of a GenBank genome assembly. NCBI's taxonomy places the organism in Eukaryota, Metazoa, Arthropoda, Insecta, Coleoptera, Chrysomelidae.
AGAGUCACCUAUCGACGAUUCCUCCAGUUGCUUGCAAGAGGUGAAAGUCAACAUUGGCGAAGAGUAGUACUGUCCAACGGAGCAUGCGCAGUACGAAAAAAGCACUUGUAUAAAUAAAACGAAAGUCUGCGAUCACUUCUUGGCUAGUGCUUGAAAUUUCAGCAUGGCUGACAAAAGACUAUGGCUGUGUUGUUUUUUAUUAUUAACAAUUGCUUACGCUCAAGAUGAUGAUGACGACGAUAGCGGUGAACCACAGAUCGACCAGCUGUGUGAAAACAGGCCUGCUGAUGAAUACUUUAGGUUAAGCACUGAUGGAGACUGCAGAGAAGUUGUAAGGUGUGAUCUCAAUGCAGAUCUUAAGGGCGGUACUCGAUUGGCAGCGGUAAAAUGUCCGACAGGACUUGCUUUUGAUCUUUUCCGACAAACUUGCGACUGGAAAGUCAAUGUCAAAAAUUGUGAUAUUCUAGAAAAACCAAGAAAAGUUCUUCCAAUUUUAAAAACCGAUGAACCAAGAUGCCCAGAAGGAAAGCUAAUGUGUGGUAAUGAAGAAUGUAUCGACAAAGACCUUUUCUGUAAUGGAAAGGCAGACUGUAAAGAUGAAUCAGAUGAAAAUGCAUGUGAUGUCGAUAGUGACCCCAAUCGUGCACCUGAUUGUGAUCCAACUCAAUGUGUAAUUCCGGACUGUUUCUGCUCAGCUGACGGAACUAGAAUUCCUGGAGCGCUAGAACCAGCAAAUGUACCACAAAUGAUUACCAUAUCCUUCAACGGUGCCGUCAAUGUAGACAACAUCGAUCUAUAUGAAGAAAUCUUUUCAGGCACUAGACUAAAUCCAAAUGGUUGUCAAAUUAAAGGAAACUUUUUCGUUUCUCACAAAUAUACAAACUACUCAGCAGUACAGGACCUACACAGACGUGGUCAUGAAAUCGCAGUAUUUUCAUUGACUCAUAAAGAGGAUCCAAACUACUGGUCCCAGGGAUCUUAUGACGAUUGGUUGGCUGAAAUGGCUGGAGCUAGAUUGAUUAUCGAAAGAUUUGCGAACAUUACCGAUGGAUCAAUUAUUGGAGUAAGAGCUCCCUACCUCAGAGUAGGAGGAAACAGACAAUUUGAAAUGAUGACAGAUCAAUUCUUUAUUUAUGAUUCAUCCAUUACAGCCUCCCUAGGACGUGUCCCAAUCUGGCCUUAUACUUUAUACUUCAGAAUGCCACAUAAGUGCAAUGGCAAUGCCCACAACUGUCCCAGCAGAAGCCAUCCCGUGUGGGAAAUAGUCAUGAACGAAUUGGACAGACGUGAUGAUCCUACUUUUGACGAAUCGCUACCUGGUUGCCACAUGGUAGACUCCUGUUCUAAUGUUCAAACUGGGGAUCAAUUCGCAAGACUACUCAGACACAAUUUCAACAGACAUUUAAAUUCAAACCGAGCUCCAUUGGGUCUUAACUUCCAUGCCUCAUGGUUAAAGAGUAAAAAAGAAUUCAAAGAAGAACUUAUUAAAUUCAUUGAAGAUAUGUUGGCUCGAAAUGAUGUUUAUUUCGUAACAAACAGUCAAGUCAUCCAAUGGGUUCAGAAUCCCACAGAACUCAGUGGAUUAAGAGACUUCCAAGAAUGGAAAGAAAAGUGUGACAUUAAAGGUCAACCCUACUGCUCAUUGCCCAAUUCAUGUGCAUUGAAUACCAGAGAACUGCCAGGAGAAACUCUACGAUUGUUUACCUGUAUGGAAUGUCCCAACAAUUAUCCAUGGAUUUUGGAUCCAACUGGAGACGGUUUUUCAUCUUAGAAAAUAAUUUAAUAUUUAUUUAGUUUUUUUUUUAAUAAACCACUGAUUUUUUGUUUGAAAAACAGAUAAUACUAGUUCAGUGAACUUUGAUUCUAAAAGACUUUUGUAUAUAGCUGUAAUAAUUUCUCAUAUUUCUGUUUUCAAUUAUUACCUGCCUUGCCAAAACUUUUCUUUGUAUUUAUAAUUCAAAGUUAAAUCAAAUCAUGUUAUGACAAAUAAUAUUUGUUAAAUAAAAAAUUGAAAACCUUUACUUUUUGUGUUUACUUACUUUGUGAAUUCUAGCUUAAAAUGUUGUAUAAUUUAUUAGAGUACAAACC